Conger conger (European conger) is the source of this 6502-nucleotide messenger RNA. It is a transcript of the gene chd5, whose product is annotated as chromodomain helicase DNA binding protein 5. The record is from RefSeq and is a predicted model, not a curated record. Gene Ontology annotation, molecular function: DNA binding; histone binding; chromatin binding. The coding region runs from base 304 to 6279 and encodes 1991 amino acids. Gene Ontology annotation, cellular component: chromatin; NuRD complex; nucleus. The transcript is spliced from 40 exons. Gene Ontology annotation, biological process: negative regulation of transcription by RNA polymerase II; chromatin remodeling. NCBI's taxonomy places the organism in Eukaryota, Metazoa, Chordata, Actinopteri, Anguilliformes, Congridae.
GCAACAGACCAGACGUCACUUUCUGGGCAUGUGUGUUCCAUUUUUGUCUCUUUUUUUAUUUUCAGACUGGAGGAUUUGGAUAGAGCAGAGCGAGGAGAGAAAGAAGCUUUUUUUUUUGCUUCUUGAAUAAAGAGGGCAGCCAUCUUUCUUGAAAAAAGAAAAGAUAACUCACUGUUCGCGAAAAUAUAAAGCUAAUUCUAUGCAGACGUGUGAGGAGACUGUGGCAUUCUGAGGGUUAAGUUUCUAUACUAUUCUAGCAACAGAGGGAGUGCGAAUUCGCGAAGGACAACGUAUGCGGUAAAGAUGCCAGGGUCGCUAAGCAAUGAGGACGAGGGACAAGACGACAUGGAUUUUGAAGACGAAAUACCAGAUGAGGAAGAGGAGGAUGAAGCGGAAUCGACACCGCUCACGCCCCUGGACAGGUUCUUCUCCGAGAGCAACUCCCUCAAGCAGCAGAAGAGGAAGAAGAUCUGCAAACUGAAGGAGGGCAAGCUGCCCAAAGUCAAGAAGAAGAAGAAGCAGUUCGUUCCUCCACAGGUAGGGGGCAGUGAUCAGGAGGACGCCUCGGAGCGGGAGGACGAACAGCGCGAUAAGUCGGAGAGCGAGAGCAGCACCUACUCCUCCAUGAAGAAGAAGAAGAAGAAGCCGAAGGAGAAGAAGGAGAAGAAAACCCGGCGGAGGAAGGAGGAGGAGGAGGAGGAGGACGACGACGAUGGCACCAUGAAGGAGCCCAAGUCCUCUGGCCAGCUGAUGCAGGAGUGGGGUCUGGAGGAUGUAGACUACGCCUUCUCUGAAGAGGACUACCACACCCUGACCAACUACAAGGCCUUCAGCCAGUUCCUCAGGCCCCUCAUUGCCAAGAAGAACCCUAAGAUCCCGAUGUCGAAGAUGAUGACAGUGCUGGGGGCGAAGUGGCGGGAGUUCAGCGCCAACAACCCGUUCAAGGGGACGUCCGCCAACGCCGUGGCGGCCGCCGUGGCCGCCGCCGUGGAAACCGUCACCGUGUCCUCGCCCGUCUCUGCUAGCAGCGCACCGCCAACCACCGGGCCAAUCAGAAAAGCCAAAACCAAAGAGGGGAAGGGGCCGGGAGCGAGGAGGAAAACCAAGAGCGCGAAAGAGACCAAGAAGAAGGGGAAAGGGAAGAAGACCAAACCUAAGAUGGCGCAAAGUGGGAAGAGGAAAAAACAAUCCUCGAGUGAGGAGGAUAACCUGGAGGAAUCAGACUGGGACGACCUCAGCAUCCACAGCGCCUCCGUGCGCUCCGACGCCUCCGGCCCGCCCAAGAAGACCCCCCGCCGCGCCGGGCGCAAGAAGAAAAAGAGAGAGGAUGGGGAUGGGUACGAGACGGACCACCAGGACUACUGCGAGGUGUGCCAGCAGGGCGGGGAGAUCAUUCUGUGCGACACCUGCCCCCGCGCCUAUCACCUGGUGUGCCUGGAGCCUGAGCUGGAGAAGGCCCCCGAGGGCAAGUGGAGCUGCCCCCACUGUGAGAAGGAGGGGAUCCAGUGGGAACCCAAAGACGAUGAGGAAGAGGAGGAGGUGGUGGGGCAGGAAGAAGAUGACCACAUGGAGUUCUGCAGGGUGUGUAAGGACGGGGGGGAGCUGCUGUGCUGUGACACCUGCCCCUCGUCCUAUCACAUCCACUGCCUCAACCCACCCCUGCCCGAGAUACCCAAUGGGGAGUGGCUAUGUCCACGCUGCACGUGCCCCCCCCUGAAAGGGAAGGUGCAGCGGAUCCUUCACUGGACGUGGGGCGACCCCCCCCUGCCCGCGGAGCUGCCCCCCGGGGUGGGAGUGGACCCCGCCCUGCCGCUGCUGAAGCCCCCGCUGAAGGGGCACGCGGAGCGGGAGCUGUUCGUGAAGUGGGCCGGCCUGUCCUACUGGCACUGCUCCUGGGUCACCGAGCUGCAGCUGGAGCUGUACCACUCGGUGAUGUACCGAAACUACCAGCGCAAGAACGACAUGGACGAGCCGCCGCCCUACGACUACGGCUCGGGGGACGAGGAGCUGAAGAGCGAGAAGCGCAAGGGCAAGGACCCCGAGUACGCCGUCAUGGAGGAGCGCUUCUACCGCUACGGCAUCAAGCCCGAGUGGAUGGUGAUCCACCGCAUCGUCAACCACAGUUUCGAUAAGAAAGGAGACGUGCAUUACCUGAUUAAGUGGAGAGACCUGUCUUACGACCAGUGUACCUGGGAGGUGGAUGAAUUUGACGUCCCUGAGUAUGACAACUUCAAACAGGGGUACUGGGACCACCGGGAGCAGAUUCUGGGGGAGGACAACCGCCCCCUGGUGGUGAGGAAGGGGAAGAGGUCCAAGGAAGGAGAGAAGAAAGAGAAGCCCCCGGACUCCCCCAUCGUGGAUCCCACGAUCAAAUUUGACAAGCAGACGUGGUACAUCGACGCCACGGGGGGCACUCUGCACCCGUACCAGCUGGAGGGGCUGAACUGGCUGCGCUUCUCCUGGGCCCAGGGCACGGACACCAUCCUGGCCGACGAGAUGGGCCUGGGCAAGACCGUGCAGACCAUCGUCUUCCUCUACUCCCUGUACAAGGAGGGCCACUCGAAGGGGCCGUUCCUCGUCAGCGCCCCCCUGUCCACCAUCAUCAACUGGGAGCGGGAGUUUGAGAUGUGGGCCCCCGAGUUCUACGUGGUGACGUACACGGGCGACAAGGACAGCCGCGCCGUCAUCCGCGAGAACGAGCUGACCUUCGAGGACGCGCCGCACAAAACCGGCCGCAAGAUCUUCCGCAUGAAGAAGGACACCCCGAUCAAGUUCCACGUGCUGCUGACGUCGUACGAGCUCAUCACCAUCGACCAGGCCAUUCUGGGCUCUAUCGACUGGGCCUGUCUCGUGGUGGACGAAGCCCAUAGGCUGAAGAACAACCAAUCAAAGUUUUUCAGAAUUCUCAACGGCUAUAAGAUCUACUACAAGCUGCUGCUGACGGGAACCCCUCUGCAGAACAACCUGGAGGAGCUCUUUCACCUGCUCAACUUCCUCACGCCCGAGAGAUUCAAUAAUCUGGACGGCUUCCUGGAGGAGUUUGCGGACAUCUCCAAGGAGGACCAGAUCAAGAAGCUGCACGACCUGCUGGGCCCCCACAUGCUGCGCAGGCUGAAGGCCGACGUCUUCAAGAACAUGCCGGCCAAGACCGAGCUCAUCGUGCGUGUGGAGCUCAGCCCCAUGCAGAAGAAGUACUACAAGUUCAUCCUGACACGCAACUUUGAGGCGCUGAAUUCGAAGGGCGGGGGGAACCAGGUGUCCCUGCUCAACAUCAUGAUGGACCUGAAGAAGUGCUGCAACCACCCCUACCUGUUCCCUGUGGCAGCUGUGGAGGCCCCUGUGCUGCCCAAUGGCUCCUAUGACGGAAACCUUCUGGUGAAAUCCUCUGGCAAACUGACCCUGCUGCAGAAAAUGCUCAAGAAGCUGAAGGAUGGAGGACACAGAGUUCUCAUCUUCUCUCAGAUGACGAAGAUGCUGGACCUGCUGGAGGACUUCCUGGAGUACGAGGGCUAUAAAUACGAGCGCAUCGACGGCGGCAUAACUGGCGGCCUGCGGCAGGAGGCCAUCGACCGCUUUAACGCUCCCGGAGCUCAGCAGUUCUGCUUCCUGCUGUCCACCCGAGCCGGGGGAUUGGGCAUCAACCUGGCAACCGCUGACACUGUCAUCAUCUACGACUCGGACUGGAACCCACACAAUGAUAUUCAGGCGUUCAGCCGGGCGCACCGGAUCGGUCAGAACAAGAAGGUGAUGAUCUACCGCUUCGUGACGCGGGCGUCGGUGGAGGAGCGCAUCACUCAGGUGGCGAAGAGGAAGAUGAUGCUGACCCACCUGGUGGUGCGGCCCGGCCUGGGCUCCAAGACCGGCUCCAUGUCCAAGCAGGAGCUGGACGACAUCCUCAAGUUCGGCACCGAGGAGCUCUUCAAGGACGACGUGGAGGCGGCCCGGGCCAACGGCACUCCAGGGCGUCACAAGGCGUCCAUCAGCUGCCAUCUCAAUACAUGCGACACGAAGGAAGGCGAGGACGUGAGCGUGAUCCACUACGACGACAACGCCAUCUCCAAGCUGCUGGACCGCAGCCAGGACGCCACCGAGGACACGGAGAUCCAGAACAUGAACGAGUACCUCAGCUCCUUCAAGGUGGCGCAGUACGUGGUGCGGGAGGAGGACGGAGAGGAGGAGGUGCAGAGGGAGAUCAUUAAGCAGGAGGAGAACGUGGACCCAGACUACUGGGAGAAGCUGCUGAGGCACCACUACGAGCAGCAGCAGGAGGACCUGGCCCGGAACCUGGGCAAGGGCAAGCGCAUCCGCAAGCAGGUCAACUACAACGACACCACGCAAGAGGACCAAGAGUGGCAGGACGACCUUUCAGACAAUCAGUCCGAGUACUCUGUGGGCUCUGAAGACGAGGACGAAGACUUCGAGGAGCGGCCUGAAGGGGGGCGUCGGCAGUCCCGGAGACAGCUGCGCAGCGACCGUGACAAGCCCCUCCCACCCCUGCUGGCCCGCGUCGGGGGCAACAUCGAGGUGCUGGGGUUCAACGCCCGUCAGCGGAAGGCCUUCCUGAACGCCAUCAUGCGCUGGGGCAUGCCCCCUCAGGACGCCUUCAACUCCCAUUGGCUGGUGAGAGACCUGCGGGGGAAGAGCGAGAAGGAGUUCAGGGCCUACGUCUCCCUCUUCAUGCGGCACCUCUGUGAGCCGGGGGCCGACGGGGCGGAGACCUUCGCAGACGGCGUCCCGCGAGAGGGGCUGUCCCGCCAGCACGUGCUCACCCGAAUCGGGGUCAUGUCGCUCGUCCGCAAGAAGGUACAGGAGUUUGAGCUGGUGAAUGGGAAGUACAGUAACCCUGGCGUGGUCCCGGAGGGACUGGAGCUGAAGAAGCUGACGGAGAGUUUGUCCUCUGACCCCAACACCCCUGUCCCAGCCAGUCCUGCUGUCACUCAGCCAGGGACCCCAGUGCCCCCAGAUAAGAUGGACGCCGUCUCCGGGCCCUCAGAAGACAAAGACCCAGCAGAGCAGGACAGCAAGAAGCCCCCUGAACCUGAGGCUCCCUGCAGUAUGGAGUCGUCCCCGGUGGGGGAGAAGCUCCCUGACGGUGUGGAGGGGAAGGAGGGAGCCCCAGAGGAGAGGCAGGCAGAGGAGUCUGAUAAGGCUGAAACAGCCAGCGAGCAGCCUACGCCCAAAGGGGAGACGGGCGCAGAGACGGAGAGAGUCCCAGAGAAGGAGGAGAGAACUCCCACUCCUGUGAAAACAGAGGAGAAGGAGCCCAACCCAGUGCCUGCUGAGGACACGAAGGGCGAGGACAUUCCUGACAGCCAGCUGAACGGAGAUAAAGAAACAAGGGAUGACUUGGAGGAGGGCAGGAAGGAUGACAAGAACAGCAAGAUGAAGUUCAUGUUCAACAUCGCCGAUGGCGGGUUCACAGAGCUCCACACCCUGUGGCAGAACGAGGAGCGAGCAGCCGUGACCUCGGGGAAGAUGCACGACAUCUGGCACCGUCGCCACGACUACUGGCUCCUGGCCGGCAUCGUCACGCACGGUUACGCCCGCUGGCAGGACAUCCAGAACGACCCGCGCUACACCAUCCUGAACGAGCCCUUCAAGAGCGAGGUGCACAAGGGCAACUACCUGGAGAUGAAGAACAAGUUCCUGGCUCGCCGCUUCAAGCUGUUGGAGCAGGCUCUGGUGAUAGAGGAGCAGUUGAGGCGGGCGGCGUAUCUGAACAUGAGCCAGGACCCCAGCCACCCCGCCAUGGCGCUGAACGCCCGCUUCGCGGAGGUGGAGUGCCUGGCCGAGUCGCACCAGCACCUCUCCAAGGAGUCGCUCGCCGGGAACAAACCCGCCAACGCAGUGCUGCACAAAGUGCUGAACCAGCUGGAGGAGCUGCUGAGCGACAUGAAGGCGGACGUGACGCGGCUGCCCUCCAUGCUGUCGCGGAUCCCGCCGGUCGCCGCGCGGCUGCAGAUGUCCGAGCGCAGCAUCCUGAGCCGCCUGACCAACCGCGGCAACGAGCCGCCGCCCCAGCAGCCGUUCCCCCAGGGCUCGUUCGGCUGCUCCCAGAUGUACAGCAGCGGUUUCGGGGGCGGCUUCCGUGGACCGGGGGGCGGGAGCAUCGUCAACUACAGCCAGAUGCCCCUGGGACCCUACAUCAGCGUUUCCACGAACGGCCCCCCUCCCCCGUCAAGCCACCUGGACCUGAAGUCCGCCGACCCGCUGAAGGAGCUCACCGCCAGCGAACUGAAGGGCGGGAAGGCCUCUGAUGUCAUCUGUAUCGAGGACUAGACCCCGUCCGCCCCAAACCCCAACCCCAACCAACGUUGAACUGGAACCGAACUGGAAUUUAUUAAUAUUACGAAUAUGUAUGUAUAUAUAUCUUAUCGACUGUAAUUUCACCCCCACCCCUGUCCCUCUCUCUCUCUCUCUCUCUCGGGGAGGAACCGUGGGGGGGGGGGGGGGGUCUGUACAUAGGCUUCAUACAGUGCAGUGUGUGUGGGUGUUUGCUUUG